GCGGACGGACUCUUUUAAACUGUGACACAGAAAGCUGCAGCGUUUCCGGCCAGCUCAGCGCAUCAGCCCGUGGUGUGUUGUCAUUUUUACAGCCUGUCACACUCACACACGAGCUGCCGCCGAGUGUUACCUGUCCACCUGUACGCGAUCAGCGAGGGAGCCGCGGAGACAAACACCGGGGACACACUUCAGGAGAGAUGGUGCUGCUGACGAUGAUCGCUCGGCUGGCGGACGGGCUGCCCUUAGCCGCGUCAAUGCAGGAGGACGAGCAGGGAAGUGAAAAGCUGGGUCGGGACCUUCAGCAGUAUCAGAGUCAAGCUAAGCAGCUCUUCAGGAAACUCAAUGAUCAAAGUCCAUCACGCUGUACUUUAGAGGCUGGGUCCAUGUCGUUUCACUAUUUUAUAGAGAAAGGAGUGUGCUACCUUGUGCUGUGUGAAGCCAGCUUUCCAAAGAAGCUGGCCUUCGCUUACCUAGAAGACCUGCAGGCAGAGUUUCAUGAGCAGCAUGGAAAGAAGGUCCCCACUGUUUCCCGGCCCUACUCCUUCAUUGAGUUCGACACCUACAUCCAAAAAACCAAGAAGUCGUACAUAGACAGUAGAGCGAGGAGGAAUCUGGGCAGCAUCAACACAGAGCUCCAGGACAUACAGAGGAUCAUGGUGGCUAACAUAGAGGAGGUGCUGCAGAGAGGAGAGGCUCUCUCUGCAAUAGACUCCAAAGCCAGCAACUUAUCCAGCCUGUCGAAGAAGUACAGGAGUGACGCCAAGUAUCUGAACACCCGCUCCACCUAUGCCAAGCUGGCAGCUGGUGGUGUCUUUUUCAUCAUGCUCAUUGUCUAUGUACGUUUCUGGUGGCUCUGAGAGAGAGGGAAACGAGAAGAAGGAGAAGACGGAGAAGAGGAGGAAGAAAGGAAGGAGGUAUUGAGGUGGAAAACGAGCUGCACAGAGUCUGCAGACGCUACGAAAAGCUGUCACCUUCGACUAGAAAAAAACAACAAAAAAAAUAACAGGAUCCCUGCUCUUAAUAAGACUUUGCAGACAUACCACCGCCCAUUUUGUUCUCGCCUGUCCAUGGAUGUGUGAUCUGAAUAUAAAUGAUGUCAUAAUACAUAGUUUUAUUCUUAACAAUUACUCAGUAAUGCGCUAGUAGUCGCCCUGGAGAGGGAUUAGGAGUAAAAUGAGCGAGCGUGUGUGCGUGUGUGAGUUUUAAGGAAAAAUGAAGAGAAAUUUCCUUUUUUGUGAGAUUCCAAAGCUGUACUGUACUGUAACAGGACUGAAUUACUCUUGUAUAUGUCUAAUAAUACAGAAAAGAGCAAAAAAAACAACAAC
Molecule: messenger RNA, 1325 nt
Organism: Larimichthys crocea (large yellow croaker)
Lineage: Eukaryota; Metazoa; Chordata; Actinopteri; Sciaenidae
Gene: sec22bb
Product: SEC22 homolog B, vesicle trafficking protein b
Exons: 6
Coding region: 198-857 (219 amino acids)
Biological process (GO): retrograde vesicle-mediated transport, Golgi to endoplasmic reticulum; endoplasmic reticulum to Golgi vesicle-mediated transport
Molecular function (GO): SNAP receptor activity
Source: RefSeq, a predicted model, not a curated record